This is a messenger RNA of Cercocebus atys (sooty mangabey), 9495 nucleotides long. It is a transcript of the gene RABGAP1L, whose product is annotated as RAB GTPase activating protein 1-like. The coding region runs from base 3277 to 4203 and encodes 308 amino acids. NCBI's taxonomy places the organism in Eukaryota, Metazoa, Chordata, Mammalia, Primates, Cercopithecidae. The transcript is spliced from 8 exons. The record is from RefSeq and is a predicted model, not a curated record.
AAGGGUUUAUAAACCUAAUAAACCUAUUUGAUAGCUUCUAUCAAAUAAACCUAUUUCUAUCUUCUAUCAAAUAAACCUAUUUGAUGGAAGGAAAUAGGAAUAGGACACAUUGCUUUUGACUUUCUGCACCCAUGUGGAAACCAGGGAUCUAUUCUCUCCCUCUCAAUUUACAUGACCAUGAGGAAACUGAAACCUAGUGAAGUUAAAUGACUUGCCCGGGGGGACAGACAGCUAGCUAGUUCCUGCUUGAACUGGGGACCAUCUAUUUGAUUACCGGGAGUGCGGUUGGUUUCUGUUGCCUGUUUGAUACUCUUCUGGAAAGUUUUAGCGGCAAAUGGUAUUGUCCACACCACGGCCCUUGAUCUCAGGUAAAUCUCCACACCACUGCCUUCUUUUUUUUUUUUUUUUUCCAAUGCAGUUGCGUGGUGUGAAGGCGAUAACCUCAGAAACUCAGGUGUAAAUAACCCGGGGAAUCAAUGGGCUGGGGGGAUGGUAAAACAAGAGUUCGUAGACAUGACUGUGUACAAUAGCUUCUGAAGUUUCGGAGGGUAUUGGUUUAGCUGUUAUUUCUGAGACUGGAGAAAAUGACAGUAGAGCGACAGUUUCUCUAAUCAUCAGUUUUCAAAGAGCAUGCUUUUCGUUGGAACCACAAAUAUAGUACACCUAAUAAGGAGAAACGAAACCUUGAAUUUUUCCUUCCCAGACUCUGAAAAGUAAAUUUUAAGGAACAUUUUAAGGGUGACAAAAGGUGAAGAUUGCAAAUCAAACUUAGAGUGUCCUUGCUCAAGAAAAUCUGUGCACUGCAGCUCCAAUAGAGGACCACUUGGGUUUAGAAAUGACAUGUUAUUAAUAAUUCUAGUCACUGUGGCUAAUUAGAACAGUCUGUUGAAAGUUAUAAAUUAUAGAAGCUUUUAAAAACAUUUAUCUAAGAACCUGUGUAGAAUUCUAAAAGGACUGAAUUAUUUGAAGUUAUUAGUCUCUGUGUAUGUAAACUUAAACUAUUUUUACGCCUUUGAUUAUUUUUCUAAAAAUGUUUUUGCACACUUAUAGCCUGAUGCCGUAAAUGUUUUAAGAGUUUAAUGUACAGCACCUCUAGGUGCUAUUUAAAACUUUUUUCUGGUCCUUUUCUUUUGGGUUAUAAGGGUUCUUCGUAACCAAGAAGAUUACCUAUAGUUAGGCUGAAUGCACUCUCCCAGGGUGCAUAGGCAGCUGCUCAACUGCGGUUAUAACUCUUGUUUGCCCCUGGGUGGUUGCCAGCAGGGAGUAAGGCAUUGUGGGAAGUACUUUCUUUACCUUCCACAACAGGUGUCUUUGUCAGUGCACCUUAUUCAGAUAUCCGUGUGUGGAAGCACUGAGUCACUGUGUAGCAAAGAAAAAUAUGAAAGCAAGAGGAAUUGCUUUCACAUCUAGAAAAUGUUGCAAGAUAAUCUGAAAUCUUCUGGUGCUAGUGAAUGCAUGAAGAGGUUCACAGUAUCUUUUAAAGUACUUCUGAAAAGAUAAGGAGUUUAAAAGGUAUGAACUGCCUGGACACCUUAUAAUGCCUUGUCUCCUGAUUAUCGUUUACUUUUUACCUGGUUAGUCAGCGUCAGGAUAAAUGUACAGGAAAAAGAUGUUAACGAAAAUAAUGCUUAACAGACAAAGCAGCACUGUCGAACAAAAAUGAAGUAAAAAUGCUUUACUGACUCCAGCAAGGGUCAAACACAGUUUGCAGCUGUUUUAAUCUUGUGGAUUUAUUUAAAAUAUUUCAUUUUUUUGUUUAAAUAAGCUUAUUAGAUUUGCUUGUUUCCUAGCAAUAAGGUGCUUUUCCCUCCUUCCUUGUGCUCGCUCUUAUAAGCUAGAAUGCUAUAGCAGUUGUAAAACUCUACUAAUUACAUUUAAAUGGGACAAGUGUUAUAUAAGUAAUCAUGUUACUGUAGAUGAAAAAAUACUUUAGGAAAACAUGGGAAAACAGACACUAUAGAUCUCAUUCUGAGUUUUGUUUUCUGAAAAGCAAACAAAUUUAGACAACAUAAUCCUGUUAUUGGUAAUGAAGACUAAACAUUUCAACCAGUAGCUUAUUUCUUUUGAUUUUUAGACAAACAUUGCCAAAUUGAUUUCUAGUUCUAACAAAUAAUAUUUCUCAUAGUACUGCAGCGUCAUGAUCUAGAAAAAGCAGGGAAAAGAUUAACUUAAUUAGGAAUAUUGAAAAACAACUUCAGAGAAGCCUUAUCUGUCUUCCCCUCAUUUUUAUUUGCUUAAUUCUUUUUCCAUGAAAUUAGUAUACAUUAUAUUUCCUGAUCAAGCAACUUUGCAAUGGUGAUUAUGGGCAGCUUUCAAACUUUUCAUCUGGAAAUAUGGCAGUUCAUUUAUGGUCUCCAGCUGUAAUUUUAAAAAUUACUACUGGUGGUUAAGGUACCAACAGUUAAUGCUAUCUACUGAUUUGAAUAAUUAAAAGAAACCUCUAACCUUAAAGAGGACUUUUAUCUAUGGGAGCAAAACAACCAGUUUAUAAAUGAGACCCUUGUAUUGCUUUCUGAAUAACAACACAAAACUAAAUUAUGCUUAAAAUACCUAUUUUUUUUUGUAGGAAAAGAAGUAAUGAUUAUUAAUUGAUAUUGCUGUCCCUGUUUCAUUUUUAUGUUUUGGCAUUUUUUUUCUUUAACAGAAAUACUCCGAGGGGAAAAAAAUUUUUUUUUCAUACUUCAGGAGAUCAUUUGUAGCUGUACUAUGAAUUCUUUAAAUUCUGAGAAAUUAAAAUGGUUUUCAUCUGUUUAUUUUCUAAGAUUAUGAAAAAAUAAGCAGUAAGAACACUAAGAAAAUUUACUUCUCCUCCAAGAACAAUCGUCAUGUAAUAAUACUGCAGUAAGAAGAUGAGCUAUUGUGAAAAUUUUUAAUUACCAAGAACAUAACACAAAUCAGUUUUUUUGUUGUUGUUAUUGCUAUAGGAUAUUUCUAGUUAGGAAACAUUUUUUCUUUUUUGAAGUUUAAAGGUUUCCAAAAAUUAAAUUUUCCAGCUUCUCUAUUAUGAAUGCAGAAGGUGUUUAUAGUGUAUACUUCCUGCAUAGAUAAGAAACCUCCUUUAGUUUCCUACUGGGGGUGAAUUGCUAGCCAAGCCUGUGAUAGCAGCUGCUUUUUUUUUUUUCUUUCUCUCUCUUUCUUUCUGGAUUUUUGACACUCCACCCCCUCGAACUCAGGUGGGUGUGUACACUGGCACUGAGCUGCAGUAGGAUUUUUCCUUGGAUAGUCUGGUCUGGAGCUGGGACAGCAGCUGCUGCUGUGGAAAGGCCAGCUGGCAAGAUGAUGGAAGAAAUCUCCAUUAUGGUAGCCUAUGACGCCCAUGUUUUCAGCCAGCUGCACGAUGAAGACUUCCUCACUAGUCUGGUGGCCAUCAGCAAGCCCAGGUCUAUGGUACCAACCAAGAAGCUGAAGAAAUAUGAGAAAGAAUAUCAGACAAUGCGAGAGAGUCAGCUGCAACAGGAAGACCCAAUGGAUAGAUACAAGAGGGAGAACCGAAGAUUACAGGAGGCCAGCAUGAGGUUGGAACAAGAGAAUGAUGACCUCGCCCAUGAACUAGUAACAAGCAAAAUUGCUCUACGGAAUGACUUGGAUCAGGCAGAAGACAAGGCAGAUGUGUUGAAUAAGGAACUCCUCUUAACCAAACAGAGGCUGGUGGAGACUGAAGAGGAGAAGAGGAAGCAAGAGGAAGAGACUGCCCAGCUAAAAGAAGUCUUCAGGAAACAGCUAGAGAAGGCAGAAUAUGAAAUAAAGAAGACUACAGCUAUCAUUGCUGAGUAUAAACAGAUCUGUUCACAGUUGAGUACCAGGCUGGAGAAACAGCAAGCAGCCAGCAAGGAGGAGCUGGAAGUGGUAAAGGGUAAGAUGAUGGCAUGCAAACACUGCAGUGACAUUUUCAGCAAGGAGGGUGCUUUGAAACUAGCAGCCACAAGCAGAGAGGACCAGGGAAUUGAAACGGAUGAUGAGAAGGACUCACUUAAGAAGCAACUGAGAGAGAUGGAACUGGAACUGGCACAAACCAAACUGCAGUUGGUGGAGGCCAAGUGUAAAAUUCAGGAACUUGAACAUCAGAGAGGAGCCCUUAUGAAUGAAAUCCAAGCUGCAAAAAACUCUUGGUUUAGCAAAACCCUGAACUCUAUCAAAACGGCCACGGGCACCCAGCCAUUGCAGCCAGCACCGGUCACCCAGCCACCCAAGGAGAGCACAUAGUUCCAGCCUUACCCAAGCACAAGAGCACAAUGUUCAAAGCAGUGGAAAUCUGGGAGGAUUCUUCCUGGUGUCCCUUUGAAGGAAAGUCAAGGAGGCCAGAAAACAAGCCAGAAUCUUUCAGUAGCUCUCUUUCUUGUAUGACACUUUUCAAAGGGAGGUUACUUAAACUGACCUGUUUUAUGUUGAAUAUCUAUUUUCCAGCUUCUUCAUGGAAGGCCAUGUUCAGAUCCAUCAUAGUAUUAACACAUUAUUUUGUUUGCCUGAUGUUUAGUUGGAAAUAAGUAAUUCAGAACUAAAUGCUCUUUUAUUUAGAACUAAUUAUUCAUAAUUAUUUUUAUCUUACGUAAAAAUGGAGAUAUCUGUUAUUCCAAGGUUGAAGUGAAGUGAUAGGAAGAUCUUUGUCACAGGAAAAAAAAACAUUGAAACCUAAACCUCUUAGCUUUUCAGGAUUUAUUCAGAUAAAGCACACUGUGGGGCCAGGCAUGACCGCUCUCAGGUUUCCUCCUGAGCCUGAUUCCCAGGGGAGUGAUAAUCCUGUCCAAAGGAAAGAACCAAUCAGUGAUCAUUGGUUUACUUUCAUUAUCUGGAAAUGAAGUGCCAGGAAUAGAUGGGCUAUUCAGAUUAUACAUUAGGUAAAAGGAAUUGAGAUUUUAAUAAGUAUAGGUUAGGAUCAUUUGGGCUGUGGUAUUCUAACAGAUCCUUUUAAGAACUCCACAUGGGACUUGUGAGUUCCUAAGUAUGCCUAAGUAUGGACACAGGUGUGACUUCUGGCACUUAUAAAGUUAAAGGUGGAUAUUGCGCCUUACAGACUUAGGGAGCCUUUACCAGAGACGCCUAAAAAGUCCCAGGUUCAGCCAUUGUGCUGAAUAGAGUGGAAUACAGAACCAGGGACAGAGUAUUUCAUUUAACGUUGAUAGAUACUUGCUAAGGAAACACUAACAAUACUGUAACUUUGUUAAAGGACAUAGUAUUGAAAUGAGAAAUAGAGGUCAGGCUCACAUCAUCUUAGCUUAAUGUUGGGCAACUUUUUCCAAUUUCGGUAGUUCACUGAAAAUGUGUCCUUCAUACCCAUAAAGAGAUACAAAUGCAUUUGUAACAUUUUUGAUUGAAUAUAAAACCUUUACAGAAAUACUUAUCUCAUGGAAAGGUAAAGCUAUUGUUUAAAAAUUAGUGGAAAUAUUUUUUCAAUUAUAUUUAACAUGCCUAUAAAAAUAGUCCUUGCAGGAAAUUAUUUGAUAAGAGCAAAACUAUUUUUAUUUUAUAAACUAUUUUGGAGGCCUCUGUUCCUUUCACACCAACCAAACUACUAUUAGAUAUGUACAAUAACAUUUGUUGAUAUACAUCAUUGGCCUCACUGUUGAACAUAUUAUUUGCAAAGAAUCUUAAACUCUGCAGUGCCAGAAUGAUUUUCAUCUGUGCCAUAUGUUGCAAUUAAAAGUAACACACCCUUAGAAAAAUCAAAUAAGAGCCAUCUCCACCCCAGGAGGAUACAGCAAGUUGCUCACGGUGGAUCUUUUCCUCUAAAAUGAUCUUUUAUGUUCUAAAAAGUGAAAUCCCCUUUUUCUGUGUUUAUAUUAUCUACAGCCCAUAAAACUGAUGUGAUUAUUAUGUUAUACUCAUCAGAUAAUACUUUUCUUACAUAAAUCUUUUGUUGUUCUGACAUCUUUCAUUACAAAAUUUAUUUUCUUACCAAAAAGGAACAUAACUCAGCAUUCCAGGUGUCUAUAUUGACUUUAAUAUUCUCUACAUGGUGGUCUAGAGAAGCUAAUUUUUUUUUUUUUUUUUUGUAAAAUAUAGUAGCUAGAAAAUGUUAUCUUGGCACUUGUUUUUGUAAAUCAUUUAGUAUAGGCUGUUAGCUUUACUGGUACUUUACGCUUUGAUUCCAAGAAGCCCUGUGCAGUUGCCUUAUCAAAUGGCCAGCUAAAUUAAAGAUGCUCUUUUGUGUUGUGAAUUUCAUAAUUCUGUACAGAGCUUGUUUCAACUUACAAAAAUAAGUACAUUCCACAGAAUGCCUAAAGUGCAUAAUUUUCUUUAAAUAAUAGGUGAGGGAGAAACAUAAUGGCUCUAGGUUAAUCCCUUAUCUGGAGACCUUGUUCAACUUCAUAGUCCCUUUCCUUUUGAAGAGAAAAAUCCUCCCCCAGCCAAGCAUGGUGGCUCACAUCUGUAAUCCCAGCACUUUGGGAGGCCAAGGUGAGUGGACCACCUAAGGUCAGGAGUUUGAGGCCAGCCUGGCCAACAUGGUGAAACCCUGUCUCUAUUAAAAAUACAAAAAUUAGCCAGGUGUGGUGGCAGGCGCCUGUAAUCCCAGCCUAUUCAGGAGGUGGAGGCAGGAGAAUUGCUUGAAUCCAGGAGGCAGAGGUUGUAGUGGGCCAAGAUUAUGCCAUUGCACUCCAGGCUGGGCGACAAGAGCAAAAUUCUGUCUCAAAAAAGAAAAAUCACCAGGUACAUACCUCUCAAGUUUGAUAAGUCCAUCUUUUGAGUUUUCUUUUAGCUCUUUCAAAAGAUUGUAAGGGCAAUACAUAGUUGUGUUUUUUUUUAUUCUCCAGCCCCAUAUCAUACUUGGAUAUGCCUGUUGGUACCAUAAGCCUAAACUCUCCCUCACUGCAAUGCCUUUGAGUCAGCAGCAAUAGUAAAGACAAGAAACAAAGAAAAUUCAGAAUUUGGUAUGUGGUAUGAUUGUUCAUACAAUAUGUUAUAAUAGCAAUAUUCCAAACAAUAUGUCCUUCACUGUCUGUUGUUUGAAAACUCAUGCAUCCCAGCAUGAAGUAACUACUAGUUUUAAUUUCACUUAUUUUGAGAUAUAUUUGAGAAUUGCAUCUCUUCUAUUGAAUUUCAUUUAGAAGAGAUGAACCAGCCAAAUAUCCAGGAAGGUUUCAAAAUAUUCUAGUGUUUUUCAUCCUUUCCUAGGAUGUGCUCUGUAUAAAACAUUCCUCUGAAAAUCUAAUAUUUGUAAUAUCUAAGAAUUGAUCAUUUCUAUUUUCAUUAAAUUCUGUAGAAAAAAAUAAAUGAAUGAAAUUCAACUUCAUAAUUCAGUUCAUCAGCUUUUAUAUCUUGAGAAUCUUAACACAUUCUUUAAAUCUGAAAGAAACCAAGCUGGAUUUUGCAGUGCAUAUGUUUGCUAGCUUCCCACAUCCUGAACCAUGUCAAAAUUUGGUUAUAUUUAGUUAUAUAUAAUUUAAUGCAAAGAAAUUCUCAGUUACUUAAUGUUCUGUUUAUUUAUGAGUGCCUAUCAGGAACACUAAUAGAAAUGCCAUUCAACCGGUGUCUUCUCCUGCCCUUCUCCCAGCUGUUAAAUUAAUACUUUCCUCUUCAUUGGCUUUCUGAAAUGCCCUGAGUAAAGUAGAAAAGCGACCUUUGUACGGAUGUGGGGAUAUUUAAUACUAUGUAUCUUGUUCCAUUUUUUUCUAGGGUGUAUUAAUAUUUAUUUUUCUCCAACGUCUGCUCCAUUUUCUUAAAAUAUUUUCCAGUUAAUAGUUAGUUGCUUUAUUUCCUAGCUGAAGUGAGAAAACCAAGAGAAAGCAACACAGAUUUGGGCAGAGGAGAUACAGUUAGAUCCUUAAAGGAGUCAGCCACCCACCCAGAAGGAGAAUCACAUGUGUAACUGAUGUAGGGGUUUAAGCCUUCUUUUACUUUCGCUAAAAUCAGUCUACUAACUCUUCCACCAACCUUUGCAUCAAACACUUAGGUAGCUGCCUGAUUAGGGGGCCCCUUGAAGGGGGAAAAAAAAACUUUUUAAAAAUUAAAUGCCUUGGUUUUAUCUUCUGGGAAAGAACACUUUUACUUGAUUAACAAGAUGAUUAUAUUAUAUAACUUGCCCUUAAAAACACUCCAAAAUACUGACUCCUUUGCUCCAAUUACAAGUGAGAGAGUGAAGAAAUUCUGUUGUAUGAUUUGAACACUAUUAGGUUUGUAUGUGUGUUUAAUUGGAAGAAUUUUAUAUAGAGUAUCUCUGCUUCUUUUGUUUCCCUGGGUACCACACAACCAAAUACACAUUGAGAUUUCAAGAAAUAAUGAUGAAAGCCAGAAGGCCAGACCACAGCUCUGCAGCCUGUUUCCUAUUAUCAGAUAUGAAACUCUUUCUCAUUACCAUGCUGAUAGUCACACUGAACUAGAACUGUCCCAACACAUACUUUCUCUCUCAUAGUGGCUUCCAUUUAACACAGGCAAAGCCCUUUACCUUAGCAAAUUCUUUAUCUUUCAAAAGUGACCAAAAUGAGGACUUCAACCUUGGUUGCUCCUCAAUAGAGAUGCUGAUCUUGAGUUGUAAUGAGAAAAGUGGACAUAUAGAUUUUAGUGACUGCAGUCAGCUCUCUGGCAUUCCUUUCUCAGUUUGCAUCUAAAAGACUACAAUAUGUCAAGCUUAUCUCCACCUGAAUUUGCUGCCUGCUAUAAAAACAUUUCAUUAAUAUAUCUCAUUCUUCCUACCUCCAUCUCUGGUUUGUCAUUAGUGGUAUUCUGAAAAGCUUAAGAAAAAAGAAUCAUUGAGUAGAAAGUGAACAUUUUAAGUUAUUUUCCUUUUUCACUGGCAAUUAGUUAACAUGUAAAAUCUUUUCCAUUAAACUCUAUAACUUUUAAUAACUAUAUAUUAUAUAUGGGAUAAAAUAUAUGGACUGAAUUGUGAGAAUAUAAAUGCAUCGAGAGACUCUGGUGUCAUGAAAGCACAAGAAUAAGGCUGGAGAUGGUCCCAGAUCCAAGAUGUCCCAAAAGCCUUUUGUAUCAGUUUCUCUAUUUUUGGUAUUUUGCAUAAUGCAUGGAUCCUUAGUUCAAAUGAGGGACACAGUUUCUCAGCCCCACUUCUUUCUUUCCAACUCCUACCUUUCCCUUGCAGAGGUAGUAGAGAUUCUGAAUUAUCUAUUAUGAAUUCUAUUAUUUUGUCCAUGGCAUCUCUAAUGAAAACAGGUUCUAGAAUAAAGGAGUUGAUUAGUCUGAACAGUACUAAUUAACUACAAAAAAAGUUAGUGAUCAGCCUCUUCCUCUAUAAACGAUGACCAAUUAGAUGUUUCCAUAAUUCCAUGUAUUAUGUAUAGUACACUCUAUAAAUGUAAAUGUAAUGCUUGUCUAAAAAGUGCAAUUUAUUGUACAUUGUCCCAACAAAUGUUUACUUUUAUAAUUGUUAUGAACUUGAAUUGGAUUAGUAUUUUGUUUUUAUGUGUGAAUGAAGCCUUGUGAAAUAAACAAAUGCAACUGAGAAGGUAACAAGGUGACUGUUUUUGUGAGCCAGUGAUGUUUUCAAUGCUUUGUGUUGCCCCUUUGGCCCCAUUAAGCAGUAAUAAACAUUUGUUCUGAAGUCCA